AUGCUAACUUCGAGUGUGUAUAGAAUCAAAAUGUCGAAGACCAAGGCUACCAAGGUCGCCAAGGGCGCUGACAAGACCGAGAAGACUUUGACCAAGGUCAAGGACGCCGGUGUCACCAAGGCGUCGCAGACUCCCAAGGCCAAGGGCAAGGAGAUCGCUCGCCAGCUCGCUGCCAAGGAGGAGAAGGCUUCCAAGAAGAACAAGAAGAAGGCUCCCACCCCUAGCAGCUCCGACUCGGAGUCUGACAGCGAUGAGGAGAUGAAGAACGCCAGCUCCUCCAGCAGCGAGAGCGAGAGCGAGAGCGAAGACGAGAAGCCUGCCAAGAAGGAGACCAAGAAGGCUGCCAAGCCAGCGGCUAAGCCUGCUGAGUCUUCCUCUGAAUCCGAGUCUGAGGAGUCCUCCGAAGAGGAGGCCCCCAAGAAGACCGAGACCAAGAAGAAGGCUGAGCCAAAGAAGGCUGAACCCAAGAAGGAGAGCAGUGACAGCGACGACUCUGAGUCUGAGUCUGAGUCGGAGUCCGAGGCUGAGUCUGACUCUGAUGAGGAGUCUGAUUCUUCCGACAAGUCCGGCUCUGGUUCCGAUUCCGAGUCUGACUCUGACUCUGACUCUGAUUCCGAGGAGACUGAAGAGUCUGCCAAGGAGUCGCCCAAGGAGUCGCCCAAGAAGCGCAAGGCGGACGAGCAGGAGGCUCCUGCUGCAAAGAAGUCGAAGACCCAGGAGAUCCCCGGCGCGAGUGCCAACCUCUUUGUCGGAAACCUGUCCUGGAACGUCGACGAGGAGUGGCUCCGCCAGGAGUUUGACGGAUUUGGCGAGCUUUCUGGUGUCCGUAUUGUGACUGAGCGUGACACUGGUCGUUCCCGAGGUUUCGGAUACGUUGAGUUCGUCAACGUGGCCGACGCCGUCAAGGCCUACGAGGCCAAGAAGGGUGCUGAGGUCGAUGGCCGCAAGAUCAACCUCGACUACGCCAAUGCUCGCCCUGCCAACAACGAGGGUGGCCAGAGAGACCGCGCCCAGGCUCGUGCCCGUUCUUUCGGUGACCAGACCAGCCCCGAGAGUGACACUCUCUUCAUCGGCAACCUCCCCUUCAGCGCCAGCGAAGACGCCAUCAACCAGACCUUCGCCGAGCAGGGAAGCAUCCUUGGCAUCCGUCUGCCCACCGACCCUGAGUCGGGCCGUCCCAAGGGCUUCGGUUACAUCCAGUUCUCGUCCGUUGACGAGGCCCGCGCUGCGCUCAACAACCUGCAGGGCGCUGAGCUCGAAGGCCGCAGCAUGCGUCUGGACUUCAGCACUCCUCGCCAGAACAACGGAGACUCUGGCCGUGGUGGUGGCCGUGGCGGUUUCGGCGGUCGUGGCGGUCGCGGUGGCCGCGGUGGCCGUGGAGGCCGUGGUGGCUUUGGUGGUGGCCGGGGCCCCGGUACCGGUGCCAACAGCACCAACCGUGGCGGUGUUGGUGAGUUCCAGGGCAAGAAGACCACCUUCUAG
Paecilomyces variotii is the source of this 1482-nucleotide messenger RNA. RefSeq lists its product as hypothetical. Lineage: Eukaryota; Fungi; Ascomycota; Eurotiomycetes; Eurotiales; Thermoascaceae. Bases 1 to 1482 code for a protein of 493 amino acids. The transcript is spliced from 3 exons. Gene Ontology annotation, molecular function: mRNA binding. The record is from RefSeq and is a predicted model, not a curated record.